GAAAAGAAAGAAAAAAGAUAAACAAAAUCAGUAUUCCAGUAAUUUCGUCAUGCCGUUCUAGAAAAAGGAUUUUAAGGUCUGCAUUUCUUUUGUAGAUCUAUGUAAAUUAAACGUACUCAUUUUCAAUGCCAACCAGUAUAUUAGAUACAUAAGAUGAACCGCAAGGCCGAGAAGUAAAACCUCGAAUGGCUACAGGUUUAAUUCUUGCUGGUCUUGGCAUAGCAGCUAUUGGUUUCGCUGGUCGCUAUGCCCUUAGAGCUGGGCGGCUAGCGCAACAGACCUUAAACCAAACGAUUGGGGAACUCCCAAGCGGUAGCUUCAGUAAAUACUACAGAGGUGGUUUCGAACCUCGGAUGAGUAAAAGAGAAGCUGGACGUAUCUUGGGAGUAAGCCCAACAGCAAGUAAAAUUAAAAUCAAAGAAGCCCACAAAAGAAUAUUGUUGCUGAAUCGUCCUGAUAGAGGUGGCUCACCAUAUUUGGCUGCUAAGAUCAACGAGGCUAAAGACUAUUUCGAUAAAGCUCGUCCUGGAGGAAGUUGAAAUGAUGUGUAUUAUUGGUU
Biomphalaria glabrata is the source of this 559-nucleotide messenger RNA. Its product is annotated as mitochondrial import inner membrane translocase subunit TIM14-like. Gene Ontology annotation, molecular function: ATPase activator activity. Lineage: Eukaryota; Metazoa; Mollusca; Gastropoda; Planorbidae. Gene Ontology annotation, cellular component: PAM complex, Tim23 associated import motor. Gene Ontology annotation, biological process: protein import into mitochondrial matrix. The transcript has a single exon. The record is from RefSeq and is a predicted model, not a curated record. Bases 186 to 539 code for a protein of 117 amino acids.